GCUGGUCAAGAAAACUUUAGGUCUAUUACAAGGUCCUACUAUAGAAGGGCUGCAGGGGCAUUGCUUGUCUAUGAUAUCACUAGGAGGGAGACUUUCAACCAUCUAGCCAGCUGGCUAGAGGAUGCAAAGCAGCAUGCUACUAACGCAAAUAUGACGAUUAUGCUCAUUGGAAAUAAGUGUGACCUUGACAGCAGAAGGGCAGUCACCACAGAGGAAGGAGAGCAGUUUGCAAAGGAGCAUGGUCUUAUUUUCAUGGAGGCCUCUGCCAAGACUCCUCAGAAUGUCGAGGAGGCAUUCAUAAAGACAGCGGCAACAAUAUACAAAAAGAUUGAAGAUGGUGUAUUUGAUGUGUCAAAUGAGUCGCAUGGAAUAAAAGUUGGAUAUGGAGGAAUCACGGGGCCAUCAGGUGGUAGAGACGGAUCCACACCACAAGGAGGUUGCUGCGGCUAA
Molecule: messenger RNA, 450 nt
Organism: Eruca vesicaria subsp. sativa (arugula)
Lineage: Eukaryota; Viridiplantae; Streptophyta; Magnoliopsida; Brassicales; Brassicaceae
Source: the annotation of a GenBank genome assembly